AUGGCAACUAGGGUUAUUCCCCAGCCAUCUUGGGAUGGCUCUGCAUGUUCUAAAAGAGAGUGUGGUUUUGCAGUAUCAAGAGACACUGGGCACCCUCGCGCUUCCCCUUGGUCAGCUAUUGAAGAAGUGUUUCAUGCUUCCCAAGGCCACGUGAUUGAGAUCAAAAUAGCCCAGAGAGAGGGAGUCGGGACGCGCAGCGCCAGCUCGGAGGAGUCUAGUGGAGCAGGCCCCAAGCCGGCCGAGGAACUGGGUACUGGCCUGGCUCGUACUUUCCCCCGAGUGAGAACAAAAGAUGAUACAUGGAAAGCAGAUGACCUCCGAAAACAGCUUUGGGUAAUACGCUUAUAAUCCGACAGCCCAAAAGAAGAAAAGAAACAGAGAGAAAAGAAGCUACAUAAGGAGUCAGAAAUUGACCUACUUGAAUACAGAGAACGUAAAUACAAAGACCAAGACCGAGACACAAAGCAUAAGGAACGGACAAAUGAAAGAGAUGUGCACAUAUCUAAAGAGACUUCUCGAGGUGAGAGGGACAGAGAUAAACACAGGGAAAGAAAAAAAGACACAAAGGAUCGGGAACGAGAAAAACAUAAAGAGAAACAUCGAGAACACGAUAUAGAAAAGUCUCACAGUAGAGGAAAAGACAGAGAGAAAGACAAAGACAGAAAAGUUAGGAAAGAAGAACUUAGGCAAACCACUGCCUACCAUAACCUCCUGGGACGUGAGACACGUGACAAACAACUUACGGAAAAAGUAGACAGGAAAAUUCGUUCAGUAAGUAGAGUAAGAAUUGAAGAGAAAGAAAAAAGAGAUGACGAUUCAGAAAGAGAUGAAGAGAGAGAAAGAAGAUACCGAGAAAGAAAGUUGCAGUAUGGUGAGAGCAAAGAAAAUCCUCUCAAGUUUUGGCUUUAUAAAGAAGAGGGGGAAAGACGGCAUAGGAAACAGAGAGAUCAAGAUCGAGAGAAGAAGCAUGGAGAAAAAAGUAGCACAAGGGAUAAAAGAGAAAAAUUUCCCAAAGAAAAAAGUAAUUUGUUUUCUGAAAAGGAAGGGGAAGAAAGGCAUAAAGAAAAACGACGUAAAGAAAGUGUCCACUUUGAUGAAGAAAGGCACCGAAGUAGCGUGGAUAAAAAAGAAAGCUCAUCAAAAGAAGAACGUAAGAAAAGGGACUCCAAGAAUGGUGAACACAGAAGUCGAGGUUCAAGUUCAAAAAGAGAUGGAACUAACAGCCAGUUUAUAGAGAAUUUAGCUAGGAAUAAUGAAAGAGACACAAGAAAGAAGCACAGCUAUGAGGAAGGGUCAUCAGCAUGGAAGUUGGUUCAGAGGCACAGAAGUGAAGAAACUGUGGAAACUGAAAAGGAAGACAUUGAUUUAGAACAUGCAGGAGCUGAUGAAUAUGCAGCCAGUUUUGAAGAUGAUUUUGAAGACUAUGAAGAUGAUUUUGAGAUUUGUGAUGGAGAUGAUGAUGAUAUUGAUAGCAGUAAUGAGCAUGAACCCAAAGAAAAAAUUGAAGAACUUCCUCCAGCCAGAAAAAAAGAGAUACAAGAAAUUCAAAAAGCCAUUAAUGAAGAAAAUGAAAGGAUUGGUGAAUUGUCUUUGAAACGACUUCAGAAGCAAGGUCCAAUGGAAUAUGAAGGGGAACCAAGGACAGAUUCAAACAAUUCCCCUUCCAGAACUCCUGCUUGUGGAAUUUUCAUGGAUUUUGUAACCGCCUCACACCGUCAAAAAAGUAGAAGUCAGGCACUUAAGCAAAAGACACGCAGUACAAAACUACUUCGGCUUAUUGACUUAGAUUUUUCAUUCACCUUCUCUCUUCUGGAUCUGCCUCCUGUAAAUGAGUAUGACAUGUAUAUCAGAAACUUUGGGAAAAAAAAUACCAAGCAGGCAUAUGUUCAAUAUAAUGAUGAUAAUGUUGAAAGAGACAUUCAGACAGAAGAAAUAGAGACAAGGGAAGUAUGGACUCAACAUCCAGGAGAAAGUGCUGUUGUAUCUGGAGGUAGCCAAAAUAGAGCUGUGUCUGAUGCUACAAUUGUACCAAAGAUUGAUACCCCCAGAUUAUCUAACUUUCUCCGAGCUGCUUGUCAGGUGAUUGCUGUUUUGCUUGAAGAGGAUGGUGUGGCAGCUGUACCCACCUGGAGCCCCAGGGCUCAAGAAAACGCCUUCUCUUUUACUGCUAGUACCUCUCAGUUGAACACUAACCUGCCAUUCCUUCAAAAUCGAAAAGUAUUUUGCCUACAUGCCUCUCAAGUUCAGAGGCAGACCAUAGUUUCUGUUCAUGAUUUACCUGGAAAGCCUUUUUCAAAUCAAUUGGAUGGAAGAUACAUCCUCUGUGUUUGGGAUAUUUGGCAACCUUCAAGUCCACAGAAGAUUUUGAUAUGCGAAUCAAAGGUCACAUGUUGCUGCUUUAGCCCUUUCAAAGCAUUUUUGCUGUUUGCUGGAACAGUGCAUGGCUCUGUGGUUGUGUGGGAUUUAAGAGAAGACUCUAGAAUCCAUCAUUAUGUGAAGCUGAAUGAUGAUUUUUGGACAUUCAGGACAUCAACUUUUUCUACCGAUGGUAUCCUUACAUCUGUAAAUCACCGAAGUCCUCUUCAAGCGAUAGAACCUGUCUCAACAUCUAUCUACAGAAAACAGAACUUUGUACUUUCACCUUUUUCUUCUCAGGAAGAAUCAUCAGGUUUGUCAUUCCACAUUGCUUCCUUGGAUGAAAGUGGAGUCCUUAAUGUAUGGGUGGUUGUUGAAUUACCAAAAGUGGACAUGGCAGGUUCAGUGAGUGACCUAGGUUUACUACCUGGAGGGAGGAUAAAAUUAGUACAUAGCUCUGUGAUACAGUUGAAUAACAGUCUUUCCCAUAAAGAUCAUGCAUUUUGGGGGACAGCACAAACACUGAAUGUGAAGUUUCUGCCUUCAGAUCCUAAUCAUUUUAUUGUUGGCACAGACCUGGGUCUUAUAAGUCACGGAGCAAGACAAGAUCUGAGAGUGUCUCCUAAAUUGUUCAAACCCCAACAACAUGGUGUAAGACCAGUAAAAGUUAAUGUGAUUGAUUUUUCACCGUUUGGAGAACCGAUAUUCUUGGCUGGCUGUUCAGAUGGCAGCAUUAGGUUACAUCAGCUGACUUCCGAGUAUCCUCUCAUGCAGUGGAAUAACAGCACCAACGGCCAAGCCAUUAGCAGCUUACGGUGGUCAUUAACAAGACCUGCUGUGUUUUUGGUCCAGGAUGACACAUCUAGUAUUUAUAUUUGGGAUCUACUGGAAAGUGAUUUGGGCCCUGUGGCCAGACAACCCAUCUCUCCAGACAAGCUGGUGACGAUGACUGUAAUGGGUGAACCUGAAAAGACCAGCAGCAGCUUCCUUGCCCUGGUGCUGGCCAGAACCUCUGGGGACAUUGAUGUCCAGUACUUGAAGAGGAAGUGGACAUCUCCGGUGAAAGACGAGCAAAAGCAGCUUCGUUUGCUUUUACAGGAAGCCCUGUAG
Chrysochloris asiatica (Cape golden mole) is the source of this 3465-nucleotide messenger RNA. It is a transcript of the gene DYNC2I1, whose product is annotated as WD repeat domain 60. Gene Ontology annotation, cellular component: cytoplasmic dynein complex. The transcript is spliced from 26 exons. Gene Ontology annotation, biological process: intraciliary transport. Gene Ontology annotation, molecular function: dynein light chain binding; dynein heavy chain binding. The record is from RefSeq and is a predicted model, not a curated record. Lineage: Eukaryota; Metazoa; Chordata; Mammalia; Afrosoricida; Chrysochloridae.